Messenger RNA from Penicillium digitatum Pd1, 1239 nucleotides. RefSeq lists its product as uncharacterized. The record is from RefSeq and is a predicted model, not a curated record. NCBI's taxonomy places the organism in Eukaryota, Fungi, Ascomycota, Eurotiomycetes, Eurotiales, Aspergillaceae.
AUGAACCCAGAUCCAAACAAAAAUGGGUACUCACCUACACCCCCAUUUUCAUCCCACCACGAACCAGCCUACCUGAACAUGCCGCGGACUGGUUCGCCAGCCUCAAACCCAACCCCAGAGCCCUACAACUAUCCAAAAUCCCAGUGCUCUGUCACAAAAAUGGACACGGGGCAUAUAGACAAUGCAGUGAGCUCUGCAUUCUACAGUAGUGGCUCUGCAAGCUACCUUUCCCCGGAAGUUCUAUCGCAAAUCACAGCAAUGGUGAUCCAGCAGCUCAAGAUAACUGGGUUAGACAACCUACAAGGAUCCGGUGCGCCCCCGCCCCGCUCGCAAUCGCAGCAGCCACCAUGGCAAACAGAUGGCUCCUUGCGGCCGCACGCAGAGUCCUCGCCUGCAAUACCCCUGCAGCGAAGCAGUUCCAUUCCCCCGCCUAGUUCGGCCUCUGAAAAUACCCAUACUGAACAUUUCCGGCCAUACGUCUCCCCCGGUUACACUAGUGAUAGUCAUCUUAGCCUGAAACCUACUCCUGAUCCCCUUGCGAAUAGACGUGGUUCCAUAUCGAGUCAGAGUAGUGAUCGGAGUCAUCAUAGCCGCCAUAACCUGGAGCGUCCGAAACCUCCGGAUCGGGACGCUACUGUUGUGGAGAUGACAACUCUAGAGCGGAUAUGGGGGAAAUUGUUCGAGGAGGGUAAGGCGACGAAGAGGCUUGGCCAAUUCUUACGUGGGAUUGCGGUUCAUCUAAUUGAGGACUAUCCCCCGGGAAACACCAUUGUCAUUCCCCCUCACAAGUUACAAAAGUUCUAUCGUGAUACUUAUGAUCCGAAUGACCCUUAUCCAUGGCAAGACAUCUUCGACGAUCGUACAUCUUCAAUAUCUCGACUUUUCCGCGAAAUCAAAGUCGAACAUCAUCUCAUCCAAGAUGAUGUAGAAAAACGCCCAGAUAUUCCAGGCCUAACACCCAAAGGCUUCGAGACCUGGGAAACCUUGAUGAUCCUCGCGAACCCAGGACGCGAAUACGACCGUCUCCAAAAAGCAGUUCUGAACAUGCCCAUCAACAACCCAGAUGACAGGAAAGAGCGCUUCCCGAAGGAACUUCCGCGCCGUCUCUUUCCAGAAAUCGGAGAUCUCGAAAUCAGAGAGGAUAUCGAGAACCGCCUGAUGGUCCACUGCGGCGUCGAUCUACCAUCCAUCACCCCCGAAGAACGCAACCAAUCCGCCGCCCGACCAACCCGAUCAUGA